AAAAUUUAUAUGUCAAUGAGUGAGUACUGUAUAUAUACUGAAAAUAUAGUCAAGUGAUGAAAUAAUCUAAGCGAGACAAGAACAAGUCCAAGAAGUCGAAAAGAGAAAUAGAUCCUAUUGAUCCUGUCAGCUAUUUAAUAUGCAGCAGCAGCAUCAGAACAACCCCAACAUCACUCAUCUAGUCCCCAUGUCUAACUAUGACGUUGCUGAGCUAAAGUUGGAAAAUGGUCAUUUGGCAAUUCAUGGGCUUGGUGGGAUUGUUCCCACUGCUCUGGAAAAGGCCACCUGGAGCAAUAAGGCAUGUGACACACUGGAAUCAAUAGUCCAUCAAGCUACAUGCCACAAAGUACCUAAAACAAAUUUAAGCUCAAUGGUUGCAUCCUCUGGUGGAACAUGGACUGAAGAUUCCGGCCAGCAGCCUUUGGAAAACAGUUGGAUCAGGAACUGUACCCGAUCGGAUUCCGACUAUCAUGGAAAGAAUGUUAGUAGUACUAGUACUACUAGCAAUGUUCAUGAAGAACAGACCGAGUACCAGAGGGACAAUGAUACAACUCUAAACACAUGGGUUUCUUUUGAAUCGGCUAGGAGCAAAAGCAAUGACGACGAUUCCACUUGUCACGAGGGAUUGGAAAACCAAGACAAAGGACGAAAGACCGCAAAGGGCAAUGAAUCAAGCCGUUCACGAUCACGAUCACGGCGAGUUGCUGCCAUCCAUAAUCAGUCAGAGAGGAAACGAAGAGAUCGGAUCAAUCAGAAAAUGAAAGCUCUACAGAGGUUGGUGCCAAAUGCCGAUAAGACUGACAAAGCUUCAAUGCUCGACGAGGUGAUAAAAUACUUGGAACAGCUUCAAGCACAAGUUCAAAUGAUGAAUAGCAUGAGGAAUAAUAUGCAUCCCCAUAUGAAUAUGAUGAUGCCUUUAGGAAUGCAGCAGCAGCAACAUCUUCAUCAAAUGUCAGUCCUAGCGCGCAUGGGAAUGACUCCUGUUGUACCUGGCUCGCUAGGAAUGGGAAUGCUCGACGUAAGCAACAUGGCAAGAAUUGCUCCUCAUCAAUCUCUACAGCAGCCGCUCAUUCAUCCUACUCCUGCAUCAUUUCUUCCACCCUUUAUGGUGCCCCAACUGAUGCCGCCAAAGCCUGACCCUGCCACUAGUGCUAAUUUUGCUGAUCCAUAUCAUGCCCUCCUAGCACAACAGCAAUCAAUGAAUAUGGACCUGUUCAACAGGAUGGCAGCACUGUACGGUCAACAAGUCAAUCAUCAGACGGCAGCAAGCAGCCCAUCACAGUCAAACAAUUAAGAAGAAGAAGAACGAGUGAUUGCCUUGGCCUAGUUGGUGUAAGCUGUGACUUUGAAAAAUAUCUCUGUUGGCAUUACUAAUAAGUGUUCCAUAUUGUAUUUUCUUUCCUCUGCAUAUGUUUCACAAAAUGUGGAUUAGUUUACUCUUGC
Molecule: messenger RNA, 1443 nt
Organism: Rosa chinensis
Lineage: Eukaryota; Viridiplantae; Streptophyta; Magnoliopsida; Rosales; Rosaceae
Product: transcription factor PIF7
Exons: 6
Coding region: 140-1294 (384 amino acids)
Cellular component (GO): nucleus
Molecular function (GO): protein dimerization activity
Source: RefSeq, a predicted model, not a curated record